AACGUGACAGCGGAAAAGACUAAUGCGAUAACCUUAUGGCGGGAACAAAUUGAUUUCGAGCGCCCAAUCGUUUCUUAUUUCGAUUGCAUUUAAUUUAAAUUCAAAUAUUCAUUUUUUUUUUUUAUAUAUAUAUAAACAACACAACCAUUUGAUCAGAAUCAGAAAAGUGAAGCAAAAAUGGGUAAGAAGAAGAGAACUAGGGUUUCCGAUUCAGAAGAUGAAGAGAUCGAAUUCGGUAUCAACAACGAAAACACACUCUACCAGGUUCUUGGUGUGGAGAAAACAGCAUCUCAACAGGAAAUAAAGAAGGCGUAUUACAAAUUGGCUUUGAGACUUCAUCCUGAUAAGAAUCCUGGUGAUGAGGAAGCUAAAGCCAAAUUUCAGCAAUUGCAGAAUGUUAUCUCCAUUCUCGGGGAUGAAGAAAAACGGGCACUAUAUGAUCAAACUGGUUCUGUUGAUUGUGCUGAUCUUGGAAGUGACGUUGUGCAGAACCUUCGAGAAUAUUUCAGAACAAUAUACAAGAAGGUCACUGAAGUUGAUAUUGAAGAGUUUGAAGCAAACUAUAGAGGAUCCGACUCUGAGAAGAAUGAUUUGAUUAAUCUUUACAAAGAAUUCAAGGGUAAUAUGGACAGGUUAUUUUGUUCAAUGCUUUGUUCGGAUCCUAAACUUGACUCUCACCGAUACAAAGAUAUUAUUGAUGAAGCUAUAGCUGCUGGAGAACUAAAGGAAAGGAAAGCCUACAAGAAAUGGGCUAAGAAAAUAGCAGAAACCAAGCCACCAACUAGUCCUUUAAGAAGGAGGGAAAAAUCAAAUAAGGAACCAAAAAUGGAUUUGUAUGCUAUGAUAUCACAACGACGAGAUGAGAGGAAGGGCAAGUUUGAUACUAUGUUCUCGUCUUUAAUUUCAAAAUAUGGUGGAGGUACUGGACCAGAACCUUCUGAAGAGGAAUUUGAAGCUACUCAGAGAAAGAUGGAAAAAAGAAGGUCUUCAAAAAAGUAAACAACUUACCAUUUUGAGUAUAGGUUGUUUCUCACCAUUUGUUAAUUGGGAUUCCUAUCUUUAUUUAGGCUGAACUAUGGGGUUGUUAGUUUCAACUGGUUAGUUCAAUUCUAAAUAGACUGAAAUUUCCUAAAACUGAGGCCUGUAUUAUCUUUCUUACCAAAUGAAGUCUUCAAUGUUAUUGGUAAAUUUUUACUUUGAAUUUUAAAACA
Cicer arietinum (chickpea) is the source of this 1211-nucleotide messenger RNA. RefSeq names its product chaperone protein dnaJ 6-like. Lineage: Eukaryota; Viridiplantae; Streptophyta; Magnoliopsida; Fabales; Fabaceae. The record is from RefSeq and is a predicted model, not a curated record.